Penicillium paradoxum is the source of this 1059-nucleotide messenger RNA. Its product is annotated as Alpha/beta hydrolase fold-3. The transcript is spliced from 4 exons. Gene Ontology annotation, molecular function: hydrolase activity. The record is from RefSeq and is a predicted model, not a curated record. Lineage: Eukaryota; Fungi; Ascomycota; Eurotiomycetes; Eurotiales; Aspergillaceae. Bases 1 to 1059 code for a protein of 352 amino acids.
AUGACUGCCUGGUGGCUGGGCCUGGGGAUUGCAGUGGGCAAAGCUCUUGGUGUCGCUAUAUGGUCUGCUGUCACCGUGCCAUUUCGUGGGCAAAAGGCGGGUGCCUCAACCUACAAAGAUAUGGCAGUUUCUUUUGUGCGCACCCUUUUUGACACUGCCUCCCUCAAGCAGGUCCAACAUGUUCUCCCCUCCACUUUUGCUCAAAAAGGUUACGAAGCCCAUAUGAAACGGCAAAAAGCAUCGCCUAGGGUAUUACAUCUUCCAGGCUCUACUACAGUAUUCUGGAUGGGGGAUCCUUCUGGUCAAAAACUGAUCAUCUACUUUCCUGGUGGUGGCUACUGCCUUCCUGCAGUACCGAGUCAUUUCAGUCACAUCGAAGCUCUCUGCGAAGAUAUCAGAGGAUACAACAAAACCGUCGGGGUGUUGUUCCUUACAUACGACCUUGCUCCCCAAGCCCAAUGGCCUCGUCAAUUAGGACAGGCAGUCACCGUUCUGCAGUACGCCAUCCAGGCACUGGGAAAACGACCGUCAGACAUCGUUCUUCAAGGUGACUCUUCGGGUGGCAAUCUUGCACUCGCAAUCUUGUCGCACAUCGCCCAUCCCCAUCCUCAAGAAACGGUGCCGAGAUUGUCACUUGAAGAACCCCUUGGUGGAGUUCUGCUGCUGUCACCUUGGGUUGAUUUUAGCACGGAUUAUCCCAGCUACCAGAAAAACGCCCAUAGAGAUGUCAUUUCCGCAAAGUCAUUGAAUGGCUGGGCACAGGCGUUUCUAGAUCGGACUGUAGAAGAUGAAUACAACUGCCCUGUAAAAGUCCCGGUAAAUUGGUGGAGACAUAUCCCCGUCACAAGAAUCUUCAUCGGUGCAGGAGAAUACGAAGUCUUGCUAGAUUCUAUCAAGCAGAUGGCGCAGAAGAUGAAGGCCGAACAUCCCGACACCAUCGUUAGUAUUGCACCCCAGGAAUUCCAUGUUGAGCCAAUCACGGACUUUGCUCUGAAAAUCCCCCCUGGUUCGCAGCUCAAGGCGAUGGCAUCAUGGCUGGACCGGACUUUUUCCGAGUAG